AUGGCGGCAGAUGAAACAUCUCCUCUUCUCCCAACUGUCGAGCAAAGCAACACGCAUCAAAAAGAGGACACAAUGAGCAGCUCCCUCCUGUGGAAGACGGGCGCCAUCUUCGGCGCAACCGCCGUCGGACUCGGAGCCUUCGGCGCCCAUGGGCUUAAGAAACACAUCUCGGAUCCUCAAAAGUUGGCCAACUGGUCCACCGCAGCUCAAUACCAGCUCGUCCACUCGGUCGCCCUGCUGAUGGCCAGCAACAAUCCCGUCGCCGGCACCCUCUUCACCGCCGGCAUGGCCAUGUUCAGCGGUAGCUUGUAUGCCCUGUCCCUCGACACCGACCGCUUCCGCUUCAUGGGCCCCAUCACCCCGCUCGGGGGCUUGUGCCUGAUUGCUGGCUGGCUGGCUUUGGCGUUUGGAAAGCGCGGGGCCGCUAUCCGGUGGCCACGCUCCUAAGCGUUGCAGGGCACCAGGCCUUGGCUGCAUUUCGUGUAAGAUACUAGUAGGAAAGGUGAAUUAGCGACACUGGGCAUCUUACAGAAGCAAAUCCACUCAACCACUGUGUCUUGCGGUGUUGCUCUCCAUCAAAAUAAAGCUGGGCCAGGAACCCCACUGUGGCCAGCGAGUUUGCCGCCCGCAACCCCCGAGUGAGAACGAGCAACGCAUCGGCGAUGUGUCGCUCAUUGAAAACCUAAGUCAGGCACUCCUACGCUAGGUCAUGCCUACUUGCUGUUAUUUGUACCGUCCAUCAAUUCAAGCUCACUCCUUCCAUGUCGUUGCCCUUUGACACUG
Messenger RNA from Parathielavia appendiculata, 783 nucleotides. Its product is annotated as DUF423-domain-containing protein. The record is from RefSeq and is a predicted model, not a curated record. The transcript has 2 exons. Lineage: Eukaryota; Fungi; Ascomycota; Sordariomycetes; Sordariales; Chaetomiaceae. Bases 1 to 447 code for a protein of 148 amino acids. Gene Ontology annotation, cellular component: membrane.